AUGAGUGAACAGGCCACUCAUUUUUCAUUUCCACAAGAGGAGGAGAAAAUCCUUGCGUUUUGGAAUGAAAUUGACGCUUUCCAAACGUCUCUGAAAUUGACCGAAGACAAACCUGAGUUCUCGUUUUUUGACGGACCUCCUUUCGCUACUGGUACACCCCACUACGGCCAUAUUUUGACUUCUACUGUCAAGGAUGUUGUUCCAAGAUACGCUACCAUGAACGGUUACCACGUUGAGAGAAGAUUUGGCUGGGACACUCACGGCCUUCCUAUCGAGCACAUCAUUGACAAGAAGCUAGGAAUCACUUGCAAGGAAGAUGUGUACAAGAUGGGUAUCGACAAGUACAAUGACGAAUGCAGAGCCAUUGUAAUGACAUAUGCUGAAGAAUGGCGUAAAACCAUCGGGCGUGUGGGACGUUGGAUUGAUUUCGACAACGAUUACAAAACCAUGUAUCCAUCCUUCAUGGAAUCGACCUGGUGGGCUUUCAAGCAACUUUUUGAAAAGGAUCAGGUCUACCGGGGGUACAGAGUCAUGCCUUACUCCACAGGCUGUACCACUCCUUUGAGUAAUUUCGAAGCUCAGCAAAACUAUAAAGAGGUUAACGACCCUGCCGUCACUUGGUCUUUCAAAGUCAUUGGCAUGGACAAAACUUACUUGGUUGCUUGGACCACUACCCCAUGGUCGAUUCCCUCGAACUUGGCCCUUUGUGUGAACCUAGAAUUUGAGUACGUUAAGAUCUACGAUGAAACAAGAGACAAGUACUUCGUCUUGCUCGAAUCUUUGAUCAAGACCCUUUACAAGAAGCCUGAAAAGGAGAAGUACAAGGUCGUUGAAAAAAUAAUGGGUAAAGACUUGGUGGGCCUCAAGUACGAACCAACUUAUCCUUACUUCAAGGAAGCUUACCAAGACAAGGCCUUCAGAGUCAUUGCCGACAGCUACGUGAGCGCAGAUUCGGGUACUGGUAUCGUCUCCAACGCACCUGCCUUCGGUGAGGACGAUUACAGAAUUUGUCUCGCAAACGGUAUUAUUUCCGAAGAUGACGAGCUGCCAAAUCCGGUCGAUGAUGCAGGUAAGUACACUUCGCCCGUUACCGACUAUUUGGGCAUGUACGUUAAGGAUGCUGAUAAACAGAUCAUCAAGGAUCUAACUGCAAGCGGAAUAAUGAUCAACAAUACUCAAGUUAGACACAGUUAUCCAUUCUGCUGGAGAUCUGACACACCAUUGCUUUACAGAUCGGUUCCUGCGUGGUUCGUUCGUGUCAAGCCUAUCAUUCCUACCUUCUUGGAAUCUGUUGACAAAUCUAACUGGGUGCCAAAUGUCAUCAAGGAGAAGAGAUUCGCUAACUGGAUCGCCAAUGCUCGUGAUUGGAACGUGUCUAGAAACAGAUAUUGGGGUACACCUAUUCCAAUCUGGGUUUCUGAUGACUACGAAGAAAUUGUCUGUGUCGGUUCGGUGCAAGAGUUGAAAGAACUAUCUGGUGUCGAAAACAUCGAAGAUCUUCAUCGUGACACUGUGGACCAAAUCACAAUCCCAUCAAAGAGAGGUAAGGGUACUCUCAGAAGAAUUGAAGAAGUCUUUGAUUGUUGGUUUGAAUCCGGUUCUAUGCCGUACUCUUCCCAGCACUAUCCUUUCGAAAACCAAGACAAGUUUAAAGAAAGAGUGCCUGCGAACUUUAUCUCUGAAGGUUUGGAUCAAACAAGAGGUUGGUUCUACACACUUGGUGUCUUGGGUUCGCAACUUUUCGGUCAAGUGCCUUACCAGAACGUUAUUGUUUGUGGUAUCGUUUUGGCCGCUGAUGGCAGAAAAAUGUCGAAGAGUUUGAAAAACUACCCAGACCCCAAUCUGGUCUUGGACAAGUACGGUGCGGACGCUCUCAGACUAUACCUCAUCAAUUCGCCUGUUUUGAAGGCUGAAUCGUUGAAAUUUAGAGAGGAUGGUGUUAAGGAAGUUAUCUCUAAAGUACUACUACCAUGGUGGAACUCUUUCAAGUUCUUGGAAGGUCAGAUCGCCUUGCUCAAGAAAACUUCGAACAUUGACUUCAAAUACAAUCCUGAUCUAAAAAGUGACAAUGUUAUGGACAAAUGGAUUUUGGCGUCUUUGCAGACAUUGAUCAAGAACAUUCACGCUGAAAUGAAAGCAUAUAAGCUCUACUCUGUUGUUCCAAAGCUCCUAGACUUCAUCGAUCAGCUAACGAACUGGUACAUUCGUUUGAACCGUCGUCGUUUGAAGGGUGAAAGUGGCGAGAAGGACUGUUUGCAGGCUCUAAACUCACUUUUCGAUGCUUUGUUCUCAUUUGUCUGUGCUAUGGCCCCAUUCACUCCAUUUUUGUCAGAUAACAUUUAUCAAAGAUUGAGAGAAUAUAUGCCAGAAGAUGUUUUGAGCAGAUAUUGCAAAGACAGCAGAUCCGUGCACUUUUUGUCAUACCCUGAGGUUGAUGAGUCGCUGUUCAACGACGACAUCGAAAGAGCAAUGGCAAGAAUGCAAGCCGUGAUCGAUUUGGGUAGAAACAUUCGUGAAAAGAAGACCAUUUCUUUGAAGACUCCUCUAAAAAGUCUAGUUAUUUUCCACAGUGAUCCUCAGUACCUAAAGGAUGUGGAAGCUCUUGCUUCAUACAUUGUGGAAGAACUCAACGUUCGUGACUUGAUCAUCACUUCGGAUGACGCCAAAUACAACAUCGAGUACAAAGCCGCCGCCGACUGGCCAGUGCUAGGUAAAAAGCUAAAGAAGGACGCCAAGAAGGUGAAGGCUGCUUUGCCAAAGGUCACUUCGGAAGAAGUGCAAAGAUACGUCGAGAGCGGCAAGAUUGUGGUGGACGGAAUCGAGCUUGUUCAAGGCGACUUGACCGUGAUGAGAGUGCUAUCGGAAGACCUUGGCGACAGCGGCCUAGAGACCAGAACCGACCAAGAUGUUUUGAUCAUUCUAGACACGAAGAUCUACCCAGAGUUGAAGACUGAAGGUUUGGCCAGAGAAUUGGUUAACAGAAUUCAAAAACUCAGAAAGAAAUGUGGUCUUGAAGCGACCGAUGACGUUCUAGUCCAAUAUGAGCUGGUCAAGGACACUAUCGAGCUUUCGAAGGUCAUUGAGGCCCACUCCGAGAUGUUGACCAAGACUUGCCGGUCUCAAAUCACCGAAUAUGACGGGUCGCAGAAGGCCGAAAUUGCAGACGAGGAGCAAACGAUUAACGACGCUAUUUUCAAGCUAAAGCUAUUCAGACUAUGA
Messenger RNA from Lachancea meyersii CBS 8951, 3219 nucleotides. The record is from the annotation of a GenBank genome assembly. Lineage: Eukaryota; Fungi; Ascomycota; Saccharomycetes; Saccharomycetales; Saccharomycetaceae.